Entrophospora candida is the source of this 2493-nucleotide messenger RNA. The record is from the annotation of a GenBank genome assembly. Lineage: Eukaryota; Fungi; Glomeromycota; Glomeromycetes; Entrophosporales; Entrophosporaceae.
AUGGAAAAGAAAGAAAAAGGUAAACCAUCAUUUCCAGUUUAUAUUCAAAGAUAUCACAAUGGAAAGAUGCGAGCUAUUCUUUCAGAAAAUGAUAUAGAUGAGCAUAUUACUCUUUCAGCUGGAGAAAUUGAUGUAAAAAUAGAAAACUUUUUAAAAAGUGGAUCAGGAUGGACAUUAAUCCGAAUAGAAAUGAUAUAUAUUGAGGUCUAUGCAUAUAGAAGAGCUGUUGGAGGAUCAUUCAAACCAACACCCAAAAAUCUUGCCAAUACUAAAUGUACUAUCAAUCCGGAUAACUCUAAAACAGGAGAUGACAUGUGUUUAAAAUAUGCAUUCGGUCCAUACUUUGCAACUCUUGAUGGUAUAACGAAAAAUCUACAACGUCUUUCUGUUCUCAAACCAUAUCUGGAUAUAGUUAAUUUGGAUGGUAUUCCAAUGCCAACACCUAUCUGUCCUAGAACCUUCCAAAAGAUCGAAGCCCAAAAUCCAGAAAUCUCAAUCAACGUAUGGGAAUGGAAGGAGGAAACCGCCACUCCAAAACCAGUAAUUGCUAGUAAAAAUUUCUAUAUACCUAACUCGUGUCAAGUUGCAGGUUGUGAACAUCCAAGACCAAAUGAAUGUAUGACAAAAAGACCACAUGUUAUCCAUCUUAUGGCUCUUACAGAUGUUAAUAAGUCUGAAGAUACAGGUAAGUAUGGACAAAGAAAUCAUUUCCUAUGGAUCAAAAAUCCAGAUGGUUUAAUACGCAAAGAUACUAAACAUAAUGAUAAAAAAUAUCUCUGCAAUCGAUGCUUCCAAGGUUUUCCAUCAGAGAAUACUCGAGAUUAUCACCAAGAUCAUUGUUAUGGAUUAGGGGAAGCUCCACAAGUAGCAAAACUACCCCAAAAAGACAUCAAUGAUAUUGAAAAAUUCAAGCACUAUGCAAGGAUGAUGUUUGCCCCCUGUAUAAUAUAUUCAGAUUUUGAAUCGAAAAAUAAAAAAUGUGACGAAUCAUAUGGUGGAAGUAUGCGCAAACUUGGUGAGCAGGUACCUAGUAGCUUUUGUUACUCAGUUCAUUGGAUUGACACUGGAGAAGUUUGGGGGCCCUUUACAUAUAGAGCAAUCAAUAAUGAUAUUAGAGAUGAUAAAAAUAAUCCAGAAUACUUAAUAGCAAAGCAAAAGUUUGACGAAUCUACUGAAUGCUGGAUUUGCAAGAAGCCAUUAGAUGGAGAUAAGGUCUGGGAUCACAAUCAUAUCACAGGUAAGUAUAGAGGUUCAGCACAUAACGAUUGCAAUCUUCAACUUCGAAUUCAACCAUGGAAGACACCAGUUCCAAUAGUGUUCCAUAAUUUCAGAGGCUAUGACUCUCAUCUAGUCUGUGAAUCAAUUGGUCGAUCUGUCAACGCACACCAGAUUACAGUUAUUGCAGAAACUUUUGAACGAUAUAAAAUGAUGAAGGUAGGUCAAAUGAAAUAUAUAGACAGUAAUCAAUUUAUGUUAUCUAGCUUGGCCAAACUUGCAGAUAAUUUAGGUGCUGUUAAAUGCAAGGAUACAGACUGUAAGCAUUACCAUAGAAUAGAUAAAGAUCGAUGUAUUGGGACUUUGAAAAAUCAUAAAAUAACAAAACAUCAUUAUGAAAAAAUGGGAUAUUCAUCCGAGCAAAUAGCAUUGGUAUGUAGUAAAGGAGAACUCCCAUAUGAGUAUAUUGAUUCUGAUGACAGGUUCAAUGAAACUGAGCUUCCUCCAAUUGAGGCAUUUGGUGGAAAGCUUAAUGGAAAAAUUACGCAAAAGAAUUAUGAACAUGCCCAAAAAGUAUGGAAAGAAUUCGGAUGCAGAAAUUUAGGUGAGUAUCAUGAUUUAUAUCUCAAAACUGAUGUACUUCUCCUUACAGAUAUCUUUACAAAAUUUCGAGAAACAUCUAUGAAACAUUAUGGUCUUGAUCCAGCACAUUACGUAUCAGCACCUGCAUUAUCUUGGGAUGCAAUGCUUAAAAUGACUGGAGUUGAAAUCGAACUUUUCACAGAGAUAUCAAUGCAUGACUUUAUUGAAAAAGCCAAAAGAGGUGGUAUUGCAAUGGCUGUACAUCGAUACUUUAAGGCUAAUAAUCCAAGAAUGGGCAAUGAAUAUGAUCCAUCACAACCCACAACAUGGAUCUCAUAUGUCGAUGCAAAUAAUCUUUAUGGAUGGGCCAUGAGUCAAUUUCUACCGAUUGGUAAGUAUAAAUGGCUUGCAACUAGAGCAGUUUUAAAUAAUAGAAAAGACUUGCAAAAGAAAUAUCUUAAAAUGAUUUUAAAUACUAAAGCUGAUGCUCCAAGAGGAUAUUUCUUAAAUAUCAGAUCACACAUCCCUAUUAAGUUACGUGACUAUCUCAAUGACUUACCUCCAGCAGUUGAGAAUGUUGCAAUAAAAAAGAAUCAGCUUAGUCCUCAUAAUACUAAGUUAGUAGAAGAUUUGGAUGGGGGGCAAUUCUCUGAAAUAAAGAAACUAGUUCCACAUCUUGGACCUCGAGAUAAUUAU